This is a messenger RNA of Dictyostelium purpureum, 1659 nucleotides long. RefSeq lists its product as uncharacterized. The transcript has 3 exons. NCBI's taxonomy places the organism in Eukaryota, Evosea, Eumycetozoa, Dictyosteliales, Dictyosteliaceae. Gene Ontology annotation, molecular function: protein kinase activity; ATP binding. The record is from RefSeq and is a predicted model, not a curated record. The coding region runs from base 87 to 1607 and encodes 506 amino acids. Gene Ontology annotation, biological process: protein phosphorylation.
AUAUUUUAUUAUUUAUUUGUUUUUUAUCCAGUUUUGUAAAAUAUCUAAUAAAUUCCUUUUAUUAUUUUGUUUUUGUUUUUUUAGUUAUGUCUUCAAAUUAUAUUUUAUCACCCCUCUUCGAAGAUAAUGAAGAAUCAAGGGAAAUAAAAAAAAAUCUUAUCGAGGACUAUAUUAAAGCAGUAAAAGAGGAAUAUUUAAAGAAAGGGGAUGGUACUAUAGGACCACCUAUGGACAAAGUACGUGCUGUGCUCGAUUCAACUCCAUUAUCUAUUUUAGAAUCACAACAAAAUAAAAAGAUUUUUUCAACUCACUAUGGAUCUUUAUUUUGUACUCCAUAUCUUGAUCCCAUAAAUGGAGAUUAUAUUUAUAAUAUAGGUCUUUUUAAUUUUAUUUUUCUUCCAACACUGCCACUAGCAUGCUUUCAAAAGUAUCAAAGUGAAUUUCGUCAAUUACAAAAACUAGGCCAAGGUGGAUAUGGGUCGGUAUUUCUAGCAAAAACGUUAAGGGAUUCUAAAGAAUAUGCUAUUAAAAUAGUUAAUUUCAGAGUAUCCUCUUCUGAACCUUUAGAAAUCUUUUACGAUGAAAGAGAAGUUUAUAGAGAAGUUAGAGUAUUAGAAAAAUUAAAUCAUAAAAAUAUUUUAAAACAGUACUCUGCUUGGUGUGAAUUAGAUACAUCAAUUGGCAAUUCGACACAAUUUGGUUCUGAAGAAGGUAGCAUGGGUACAAAUAAAGAAAGUACUGAUGUUUAUGAAAUAGACAAAGAAAACACUAAUGUUUCGGAUUCUUCUCCCUCAAUCCCAACUGGUGAUUCGAACCAAUUUGGUUCUGAAGAAGGUAGCAUGGGUAUAAAUAAAGAAAGUACUGAUAUUUAUAAUGUUUCUUCUUCAAAUGAAAACAGAUAUUCAAAAAGUUCAAAUUAUAACCCAACUUUUAAUUCAAAAGAGAAUAAUAAUAAUAACCAAACCAUUAAUCCAAAAGAGAAUAAUAACAACGAUAUCAUAAUAAAUUGUUCAAUGUUUAUUCAAACUGAAUAUUGCCAAGGUACCUUAAAUGAUUUAAUGGAAAAUCCAGAAUUUAAUCUAAAGAGUAAAAGAGAAGUUCUUUUAAUUUCAUAUCAAAUUAUAGAAGGUGUAGAUUAUUUGCAUUCUGAGGGUUUGAUGCAUCGAGAUCUUAAACCAUCAAAUAUUUUCCUCAAUCAAGAUAUCAUUAAAAUUGGUGAUUUUGGUUUAGCUAAACCCAUAAAUCACCUAAGUAAUUAUAAAACCUUACCAGGUUCAAGAGUCUCAUUUCCCCACACUACCCAAAUUGGCACUAAGAUAUAUGCAUCACCCGAGCAAGAAGAGGAAUGGUUAUUAACGGAAUAUACGGAAAAAGUGGAUAUCUAUAGCUGUGGUAUAAUAUUAUUUGAAUUACUAUGUGGUCAUUUUUUAACACAAUCCGAAAGAAAAACAUCAAUUGAUAAUUUACUUAUGAAAGAAACUCUACCAAGAUCAUUUUCAGAAGAUGAAAAAUCGCUAAUUAAAAAUAUGGUUAAAAAGAACCCUAGUGAACGACCUUCUGCAAAAGAGGUAUUAACUCUUUUAGAAAAUUUAUUAAAGAAAUUAUAAAUUUAGAAAAAAAUUUAAAUAAUAAAAAAUAUAAAAACAAAAUCCGAUAUCC